Molecule: messenger RNA, 4581 nt
Organism: Misgurnus anguillicaudatus (oriental weatherfish)
Lineage: Eukaryota; Metazoa; Chordata; Actinopteri; Cypriniformes; Cobitidae
Gene: pcdh10a
Product: protocadherin 10a
Biological process (GO): homophilic cell-cell adhesion
Cellular component (GO): plasma membrane
Molecular function (GO): calcium ion binding
Source: RefSeq, a predicted model, not a curated record
UGUGAGCGCGCACUAAAGAGGGAGCUUUGAUUGACGUUCCCACGGACCAAUCAGCUGUCGCAGCGCUGGCACUCCGGGGUUUCCAUUGGGCGCUGGUAGGAAGAGCUCUGCGCAAAACAACGCACGGACGCUCACUCUCUUUGCAGAAGUCGACAAGGAGACAUCCACGGAUUUCUAAGCAUCCUGUACAUACUGGGGACCAUAAGAAAACUACGUGCAGAAAGUGUUAUCUAUAUGCAAUAGUUCGCAUUUGAGGAUUUUUAUGUUUUUGUUCACGAGGAACUGACUGGUUCAUGUACUGGGCAAAAUAGUUUUGGAAAGAUUUGGCUCCCCAUCAUUAAGGAUUGGGUCAUCUGUAGAUUCUGCAAUGUCUUGUUCUGACGCACGGACUACUACAUCGCGCACUCCCUGAGAUAUCAAAUGGCUAUGGACUUUGCGCGUAUGGCGACAUGGUUUCAGGCUGACAUACCACACAGGAGCCUUCUUGUUCGUUUGGAAAGUUACACAUCGCAUAUGUAUUUUUGGACAAAGGCAAUGGGUAAUUCCUAAGCCGUGAUCGGAGAAGAAACUGCGCACAGACAGACACGGAGAGAGCGAGCGAGAGGGAAUAGAGAGGAGCGCACUUGUUGUUUGGAAAUGAUUUUGAUAUUUCUCUUUUUCUCGAUCUUGGAUGGAGGGUUAUCGCAGCUGCACUUCUCGGUUCCGGAGGAGCAGGAGCGCGGGACGGUCGUGGGAAAUAUCGCCGAGGAUCUGGGGUUGGACAUUACCAAACUUUCCGCGCGCCGUUUCCAGACCGUGCCGAGCUCGCGCACUCCGUACCUGGAGGUAAACUUGGAAAACGGCGCGCUGGUGGUGAACGAGCGCAUCGACAGAGAGGAGAUAUGUCGCCAGACCGUUCCGUGCCUCCUGCACCUCGAAGUGUUUUUGGAGAACCCGCUCGAACUGUUCCGCGUCGAGAUCGAGGUGAUGGAUAUAAACGACAAUCCGCCGAGUUUUCCAGAGACGGACAUCACCGUGGAGAUCACCGAGAGCGCCACGCCGGGCACCCGGUUCCCGGUGGAGAAUGCCUUUGACCCAGAUGUAGGGACUAAUGCCCUGAGCACCUACGCCAUCACCACCAACAACUUCUUUUACUUGGACGUACAGACGCAGGGCGAUGGCAACCGGUUCGCGGAGCUCGUGCUGGAUAAACCCUUGGACCGGGAGCAGCAGGCGGUGCAUAGGUACGUGCUCACUGCCGUGGACGGAGGGCAACCUCAAAGGACCGGUACCGCAUUGCUGGUAGUUAAAGUGCUGGACUCAAACGACAACGCGCCCACGUUCGACCAAUCCGUUUACUCCGUGAGCUUGCGUGAGAACUCUCCUGUUGGCACGCUCGUUAUCCAACUGAACGCCACCGACAUGGACGAGGGCCAAAACGGAGAGAUUGUUUACUCGCUAAGUAGUCACAAUCCCCCGCGCAUUCGGGAUCUGUUUAACAUUGACUCGCGCACCGGGAGGAUCGAAGUGACCGGUGAGGUGGAUUACGAGGAGAGCAGCACGCAUCAAAUCUACGUGCAGGCGAAAGACAUGGGAGCGAACGCCGUGCCCGCGCACUGCAAAGUUUUGGUGAAGCUAAUCGACGUGAACGACAACACGCCGGAGAUCAGUUUCAGCACCGUCACCGAGUCGGUGAGCGAGCAGGCUGUCCCGGGCACGGUGAUCGCGCUAUUGAGCGUGACAGACCGCGAUUCCGGUGAGAACGGACAGAUGACCUGCGAGUUGCACGGCGAGGUGCCGUUCAAGCUCAAAUCGUCUUUUAAAAACUAUUACACCAUCGUCACGGACGGCCCGCUGGAUCGCGAGAAAGCGGAGUCGUACACGCUCACGGUGGUCGCGAAAGAUAAGGGGGUGCCCUCUCUCUCCACGACCAAGUCCAUCAAAGUUCACGUUUCGGACGAAAAUGACAAUGCACCUAGGUUCAUGCAGGCGGCUUACGACGUGUACGUGACGGAGAAUAAUGUCCCGGGCGCGUACAUUUACGCGGUAAGCGCCGUGGACCCCGACGUUGGACAGAACGCAUAUGUCACUUACUCCAUAUUGGAGUGCGAAAUACAGGGUAUGUCCAUUUUAACAUACGUGUCCAUCAACUCCGAGAACGGCUAUCUGUACGCGUUGCGCUCUUUUGAUUACGAGCAAAUUAAAGAGUUCAGUUUCAUGGUGCACGCAAAGGACUCCGGAUCACCCGAGUUAACGGCCAACGCCACUGUUAAUGUCAUCAUAGUGGACCAGAACGACAAUGCACCUUCUGUAAUAGCGCCUCUGGGCAAAAACGGUACAGCGAGGGAACAUUUACCCCGGUCAGCCGAACCGGGAUACCUGGUGACCCGUAUCGUUGCCACAGAUGCGGACGACGGGGAAAACGCACGCCUGUCAUACAGCAUUAUUCGCGGAAACGAGCUUGGGAUGUUUCGGAUGGACUGGAGAACCGGCGAGCUGCGCACCGCGCGUCGGGUGUCCAGCAAACGAGACCCGCCGCACCCGUACGACCUGUUGAUCGAGGUGCGCGACCACGGCCAGCCACCCCUCUCGUCCUCGGCGAGCAUUAACGUGUUGCUCGUGGACAGUGUAGUGGAGGGCCGGAGUGGCGACCGGGGGUCCGUAAAGUCUAAAGAGGGCUCGCUGGACCUGACGCUGAUCCUCAUCAUCGCGCUUGGCUCCGUGUCCUUCAUCUUCCUACUCGCAAUGAUCGUGCUGGCCGUGCGCUGUCAAAAAGACAAGAAACUAAACAUCUACACGUGCAUGGCUGGAGAAUCGUGCUGCCAAUGUUGCAGUCGUCAAGCGCGAGGGCGCAAGAAGAAACUCAGCAAGUCAGACAUCAUGCUCGUGCAAAGCACCAACGUGGCCGGCACCGCGCAGGUACCCGUGGAGGAGUCGGGGAGCUUCGGCUCCCACCACCAAAACCAGAAUUACUGCUACCAGGUGUGCCUGACACCGGAGUCCGCCAAAACCGAUCUGAUGUUCCUCAAACCCUGCAGCCCGUCCAGAAGUACAGACACGGAGCACAAUCCAUGCGGGGCCAUCGUUACCGGUUACGCGGACCAGCAACCAGAUAUAAUCUCCAACGGAAGUAUUCUAUCAAGCGAGACCAAACACCAGAGAACUGAGCUCAGUUACCUUGUGGAUAGACCUCGACGUGUUAACAGUUCAGCGUUUCAAGAGGCAGAUAUCGUCAGUUCCAAAGACAGUGGACACGGAGACAGCGAACAGGGUGACAGUGAUCACGAUGCCACCAACCGGGGCCACACAGCAGGUGCUGAUCUUUUCUCCAACUGCACGGAGGAGUGCAAGGCUCUGGGUCAUUCUGACCGUUGCUGGAUGCCCUCCUUCAUGCCCAGCGACAGUCGUCAGGGUGCCGAUUACCGUAGCAACCUGCACGUCCCGGGGAUGGAUGCGGUCCCGGACACUGAGGUACAGGAGAGCGUGGUUCCGGGCGAUGCGUGCAUCGGGCCUGAUGAUAGAUCAUUCUCUACGUUCGGCAAAGACAAGUCACACCACGGCACGCUCACACGUCACGAGCUACACACACUCUUACCAAGCGCGAGAGCGCCUUACAAACCCAACUACCUGUCACGCAAAAGGAUUUCCUAGCACCUUCCGCGUGGACAUUCCUGAAAAAGCGUGAGUUUGCACAGUUACGCGAGCGGCCAAAAGCAUCAAGCUGUUCUUUUUAAAAACUUUGCUUCGUUCGUUUCUUACCGAAUUCGAUAAUCGCGACCAAGCCGGUCGUUCCCAGCUCUGACGGAAUGCUGAAAACGAUUCAAUCGGAUACGAUCCGAUGACGUAAGGACCCUGGGAGUUCUCAGCAGGACUGAGAAACCUCGCCAAAUCCCUCCAAAAAAAACUGGAUGUGCACAGGGAGGAAUGGGGAAGAUAAUAUCGCAUAUCAAAAGUGAUGGAGAGACAAAAAGAAGAACGAUGGAAAUAUCAAUGGACGUGGCUGUUUAUUAUCAAUCUCUCCGCUGUGAUCAGUGUGUGUCUGUUUACAGUCAACUAUAAACUAUAUUAACUAUCUGAGCCCUUUACCUGUUUCAACAUACGCAUACACGCACACACACACACACACACACACAUGUAUACUGUACAAACUAACUGUACAAAGAGCAGCCCAACAAUGUGCAUUAUAAACUCAACUAUCCGUUUUAGACUUGACUGUUUUCUAUAGUCGUUUAUUUUUCUUCUUAAUCAAUGUGGUCAAGUGUUCUUCUGGAUCUACUAUCUUUAGAAAAAGAGUGGAUGCGGAGGACAAAAAAAGACGAUUCUGUCCUCUCAUUGGCCUAUACAUCAUCAGACAUUGUGCUUAUAUUCACGUGUGCAAGUGUGUACUGUUCUCUUUAAAAGUUUCAAAUAACUGUAAAUCUAUAACUAUAUAUAUAUGUAUAAACAUACAUAUAUAAUAUAUAUAUAAAUAUACUUUUUUCUGAACCUGUGUAGCCCAUUGGAUAGUUUCCUAAACACCAUAUUGCCAUAAACCAAUACAAAGUGCUGAUAAGACUUGCAUUAAAAGUGGGGCUUCAAAUUGUGUGGCCUCUCUGUCUUCAA